Tauraco erythrolophus (red-crested turaco) is the source of this 1112-nucleotide messenger RNA. The record is from RefSeq and is a predicted model, not a curated record. Lineage: Eukaryota; Metazoa; Chordata; Aves; Musophagiformes; Musophagidae.
CCAGCAGCAUCCCCCUGCCGGGAACAGGAGAUGCGGACUCCCAGUACCGAGCCCAACCGUGCUGCUGCCAAGAGGUCCCUGCGCUGCUACCGGAGACCCCGGGACUCGCCCAGCCCCUCUCCCAGCAGCUGGCGGGCUGGCCGGAGCCGUGCCAGCCGCUCUUUCAGCUCCAGUUCAGAUGGAGCUAGUGAGUCCUCAUCUGCAUCUUCAUCCUCAUCCUCCCGAUCCCGGUCACGGUCAUUCUCCCCACCACCCAAGCGGUGGCGAAGGUACCGCUCAAGAUGUUCCCACAGCUCCUCCUCCCGCUCCAGCUGUGGGUCGUGUGGCAGGUCCCGGGACAGGUCCUCAUCCUCGUCAUCAACGUCCUCCUACUCAUCCAGGUCCACAUCCUGCAGCCAGUCCCGCUCCCCCUCGCCUCGCAGGAGGAGUAACAGGCGGAGAAGAUACAGUUACGACGCACAGGACCACUACCAAAGGCAGAGGAUCCUCCAGAAGGAACGUGCAAUAGAGGAGCGGCGAGUUGUGUUUAUUGGCAAGAUCCCCAGCAGAAUGACUCGGUCAGAGCUGCGGCACCGCUUCUCUGUGUUUGGGGACAUCGAAGAGUGUACCCUGCACUUCCGCUCCGAGGGGGACAACUAUGGCUUUGUCACCUAUCGCUAUGCCGAGGAAGCCUUUGCUGCCAUCGAGAGUGGGCACAAGCUGCGGCGCCCGGACGAGCAGCCCUUUGACCUGUGCUUUGGUGGCCGCCGGCAGUUCUGCAGGAGGAACUAUGCCGACUUGGACUCAAAUCGGGAGGAUUUCGACCCAGCCCCUGUCAAGAGCAAGUUUGACUCCCUGGACUUCGACACGCUGCUGCGGCAGGCACAGCGCAGCCUGCGGAGGUAGCGGCAGGCGAGGCGUAGCGCAGCGCCCGCCCCCACUUUUAUACUCAAAUACAAAAGACAAAAAAAGGAUGGAGAGAAAUGAGGUUUUUAAGAAAAAGAAAAAGGAAAAAAACAAAUUUGUUUUAUAACCAGUAUUUAAGGAGGACGGGUCGUUUGCCUUCGACCAGAGGGGCCCAGGCAAGUGGCAGCCCCAGGGUUGCCCCAGCCAUGUAAUAAAUGCAGAUGCCC